AUGGAAUCUAUAAAAAAGAUAAACAGGAAGUUUCUAAUUACACCAAAAAUUUUGUACUUUUUUGUGAAUCUCCAGUAUUAUACUCUUCAUCAGUUCAGAGGUGUUUUUGCCAAGAAGAAGUUCGGUGCUACAGAUGGAGAUCUGGCGAAAUACAUGGGACCUAUGCUUGGAACAAUAUUCUUCACGAAUAUCUUUAUCGGUACAAUGAACGACAAGUUCGGGAGGUCUCAUCUAUUUAUAGUUGGAGCCCUUCUUCUUACAUGUGCUCUUCUUCAGCUGUUCUAUGUAGAGCCUUAUGUAGGGAUAUUCCCAGGAAUGUUUUGGAUAAACCUUCUUCUCUACAUGGCCUUUAACAAUGGUAUUCCUCCAUUACUUGAUAAGGCUGUAUUGGACUAUUUGAAUGGAAUUCCUGAGGCGGGGGCCAGAGCAUAUGGGAAGCAGAAGUUGUGGGGAACAGCCGGGUACGGUUUGUCCUGUAAAGUGAUAGAAAAAUGCAUCAAGUUUGGAGAUGAAUUCAAGUUUGGGAACCUGAGGUAUUAUUCUUUGGUGACAACUGCUCUAUCUUCAAUAUUGGUGUUUUCAUUACUCAAAUCUCCAGCAACUGAAGGGAGAACCGCUAGAAGAGAUAUAAUGGCAAACUGCAAAGAGUUAAUGAGAAAUGGAUCUUACUUGUUCUUUAUACUUAUGAUUCUUUUGAAUGGAAUAACAAGGCAGGCUUUGUCCAUAUAUCACACGGUGUACCUAACAGAUGUACUACAGAUUAAGGGAUAUGAUCUCCCAUCUUCGUGGCCCUAUUGGCUCCAAUACUUGGUUGAAUUCUUUAAUGAAUCUCCCGUAGCUACCACAACCUUUUGUGGGAUGGUCUUCGAGGUUGUAAUGCUCUAUAACUUCCCAGCAAUAAGCAAAAGAAUUGGACUGGUCUGGCCAUUUUUCAUUGCUCAGCUGUUUCAGAUAUUCAGGGUUGGAUGCUACUUCCUGCUGGACUACAAUGAUCCGAAUGUGUUCCUGUAUUGCUGCCUUAUUGAACUCACAAGAGGAAUGUAUUUUGGGCUACUUCAGCCAUCUGCAGUCCAACUAGCUAUGAAUUUGUGCCCUCCACAUCUCAAGUCUACUUCUCAAAUGAUCUACCAUGGGACCUUCACAGCCCUUGGAUCCCUUGCUACCACUCUUGUAUUUGGGAAUCUUUUCUCUGAAGAUAAGAUGAAAGGAAAGGACAUCCCCAUUGAAGAUAGAGCUGCAAACUACAAGAUGUUCUUCUUUGUAAAUAUCUGCUUUGCUUCGGUCACUACUGGGCUAUUUGUCUACAAAUACUUCAUCCUGGACAGGAUAUCAAGGCAUGGAACAGACCAAGAAAAGAAGGCAAUAAUAGAGUCUCAGGAAGAGGCAAUAACAAAUAAAUAG
Messenger RNA from Encephalitozoon romaleae SJ-2008, 1401 nucleotides. RefSeq names its product putative sugar permease. The transcript has a single exon. Gene Ontology annotation, cellular component: membrane. Bases 1 to 1401 code for a protein of 466 amino acids. The record is from RefSeq and is a predicted model, not a curated record. Lineage: Eukaryota; Fungi; Microsporidia; Unikaryonidae.